AUGUUAUUAAUCAAUUUUUUAUGUUUACUAUAUCUAAUGGUGCCCACCGAAUGUUACACUAUAUCUAAAAGCAAUAUAAACAAUAAUAGAUUGGAUGAUGGGAUUGGCAAUUUCAAUCUCUUCGACGACGCAACACAUCAAUUGGCAGUACGUGACCGUAAAACUUCGUUUAAACACAAAAAAAUAAAACACGAAACGCAAAAUGAAGCUUUAUCAAGGAAAACUACAAGAAACAGUGAAAUUGCUUAUGAUAACACUGAACUAAGACCUAAUUUGAAUUCCAAUGAAAAAUCUAAAAGAAACCUAGGUGGAUUUUGGAGGAAACUAAAACCAAAAAAUCACAAAUCCAAAAUUAAAACUACAGUUAAAACUUCAAUGAAAAGCUCGACAAAAAAUUACAAUAUUAGUAGACUAACAUCUCGUGUUGCUCAAAACCAAAUGCUCAAACUUACUAAGAAAAAAAGAGAUAUUAACACUAGAUUGACAACAUGGAGACAUCACAGUAAAAAUCAUACAGCAACACAUAAACACGCUAACAAAACUCAAAAGACUACAACCAGAAAACAAACUUCGAAAGUAGAUGAAAAUCUUCAUAACGUACUUGCAAAUUUGACUACAAAGCUGUAUAAACUAAAAGAGAAAUACGGAAUCUACAACGAAGAAAUCGGAAUACCAGCAACAGAUGCAUCAACGACUAAAUUGAUGCAGUUGAGUGAUGAUGAAAAUUUUGGAACAGCAGAAAUUGAGGCCUUGCUGGACGAUAUGAGGAGUAAAGCUAUUUCAACGAUGGCGGAACAAAAUCCAGGCGUUACCGAUUUAAUAACCAGCUCUGUUACUGAGGCUACCUUUAAAUCUGAUCCUCUGUUGAAAAAUCUAGAAAUCAUUCCUGGUCUUGCCUUAAGCACUUUAGUUUUCGCCAACAAAGGAGCUAAUCUCAAUGAAACGGUGGGAAUGGGUUCAACUGAAUCACAUGACGUCAGAGCUAGAUCAGUAAAAGAUGAGGCUCUCUCGACCGCACAGAAGAUAGAAGAUAAGAUACAGAAAGGAUUUAAAGGUUUUUGCAAGAAAUUGAAGAAGAAAGUUACACGUGAUUUUCGUAAAAAUGAUUUACAAUCAACGUUAAGGAAUCCAAAAAAACAUCACACUCCUAAACUCGUACCAACAUCAUCAAUAUCCCAUACUGUUCCAUCGACUACGCCUAAAACUCAUACAUACAGCGCUCCAAGUCCUAUCCUAAAGCCUAGUAAGUUUGCGCGGAAAAAUCGUGAAAUGAAAUACAAUGACUACAACAAAUACUAUGUUAAUAAUUAUAAAACUGGUACUGCACCAGCGAUGGAUGAUGCAUCUAUGCUGCCUGUUUACGAGAGAAUGCUUGAGAAAAGCCAAGAAAACAACAUAAUGAAUAUACUCGCGACAAAAGACAACAUUGAUAGAAUUAAACGAACUAAAAACGAUAUAGAAGUCACGAAAAGUAAUAAAAAUACUAAUAUUGAAUUAUAUGAAUAUGGCGAACAGAUGCCUGAUGAUUUAUAUUAUAAUAUGGAUAAAGCAGAGACAACGAGCACGGAUAACGAUGCUCCUAUGAACUACGAUGAUGUGACAUCUCCGAAUUACGAUAUGAGCAAUGUCGAUAACGAUGUUGGUACUUCGACAGCUCAGCCAGUACCAGAGGACACGAGCUACGAAGGACUGUCCGACAAAAUAUCGUACAAAGCCUACGUUAACGGUUACAAGCAUUAUCUGAACUUUCAAAGGGAGCAGGGCAAUCAAAACUUUUCAGACAUGAUCAAAUACCAAGCGCACAGGCAUCACAAUGUGGACGAUAUAGGAAAAUACAUUUUGAACAAAAUACCGGAAUUGCCACGCGUCAAGAGAUUCUUUGAUGAUACCGAUAUUGAAGACCAAGAUUCUUCGACGAAAAGCGACGAAUCGUGGUUCAGAAAGCAUUUUUACAUAUUCAUCGACAAUAAUCCCCCGAAAAAAUAUCACACCUCCGAAACUGUCUCAUUGAAAUCGCCCACGACUGAAAAACUGGUUACCUGUCAACGUAAAAACUUGUCUGAAUUGGAACUUAAAGAUAGAGUGAAGCUAGAUCUAGAUAAAGAUAAGGACGAUACUGAAGAUUUUAAUUUGGAUGAGCUUGAGAAAUCUUUGGAGAGUGAUUCGAUCGCGAAGUCAACGGCAGAAAAAAGCACAACAAAAGAAGCCGCCACCGAAGACCAUCUUAAUAAAGACAACACUGAUGAAAUAACGUCACAGAAAUUUCUGGACAAGUUAUUCAGAUUGAAUAGAAAGACGACCAGAGAUGAUUUAAUAGAUUACGAUAAAGAUUCAGAUAUUCGUGUAAAUAGCUUCGACGAGACAUACGAUGAUGACUAUAACACAGAAUUUAUAUUCGCCGAUGCUAAUGAUAGGAUCAAGCGCGACGAGAAGAAAUCAACUAUAUUCGAGAUUACAAAUCGAAUUUUUAAGACAAAUAACAAUAAACUUGACACUAAGGAUCUGAACGGCGCGAAAAUCUAUACAACUGUGCCCACAACGUGUUCGAAAGACGAUAACACAACGGCGAAUUUAAUUAAAGAUAUUUUACACAUAUUUCAAAAUAAUAAAAAGGAUGACAAUAAAAACAAUAGGCACCGAAGGUUCAGUCCGUUGAAGCGUUUGAAAAACAUUUUUCGUGUUAAAACCGAUGAGAAAUACACGAAUGUAAAUUACAAUAUUCAUGAUUAUGAACUUAUGACAACUGAUCCGGACGUCACUCCCAUGAAGUACCACACACCGGCAAGCGUUGAAGAUAUUAUAGAGCAAAUACCUAAUAUAACUGCUGAUGAGUCUUUUAGCACGAAGAUUAAUGAGCACGCAGAGAUGGAGCAAGCAGCAGAUACAAAGGGAACUCAAGCUCUCCCAGAAUUCAAUGGAAUUAAGAAAGACGCAUAUUUUCGAAUAGAUGACUUUCACGUGAGCACCACGAACAAAUUGAAAACGAAGCCCAGAAAAGUGUACGAGGACAGUCUGAUGAAUGUAAAUGUCAAAACUGUGACCGCUCCCCGUGAAUGGCUACAAGCGGAUCAAGGAAACGAAGCAUACACCAAACAAAAGGAAUACAACGUGCAAGUACCCGAUCGAGAUAUUGUAUUUAAACAGUCGCAACUAGACAAGAUUCCUCUAGCAGUAAUAGACAAGGGUGUAGACGAAUCUAAUCGAGUUGCAGAAAAACCACAAGUUUACGAACCGAUCGACGGAGAUUACAACGAGAACCGUCCCAAUGGCACGUUGAAUUUGGAAUAUAGUUUGUUCAGAUUUAAAAAUGCAGCUAGAGAUUUUAAUAGGAGUCAAAAAUCUACGCCUUUCCCACUAGAUGAGGUGAAACCACAGGAAAUGGAUAAAAAGUUUACGCCGCCCGACUAUUUUGGGGAUCUGCUAAUCUGGCAUAAUGAUAUACUAAAUUCUGAUGAGGUACCGACGCCUUGGAAGGACGCUGUAUUCAAUUUCGAACAUUCCGAAUACAAAAUACCUAAAGUUGAUUAUUUGAAAGAAGGCAAAGACUAUUUAAAGUCGCUUGAAAGUAAAGACAAUAGUGCUAAAGAAGAAAAUGCCAAAUUUAAAACAAAAAUCAAUGAAAUUUCCAAUAAGGCGGCCAGGAAAGUUAAGAAUACUGAACUUUCUCAGAAAUUUGAUCAAGUCAAGAAUGAUUUCGAUGGAAAACAAAAUAGUUUUAACGAUUUUGUGAAUAAUAGGGGCCUUACAAAAGCUCAAGUUUUGAUUAAAACUAGUGAGAGGGUAGGAAAUAGAAGAACAAAUAGUGCAAAGAGCGUCCCGAGCAGGGACUCCGCUAUCCUGGUGGACACAACCCUCCUCUCAUACGAUGAUGACGUCGGCUUCCUGACCAACAGCUUGAGGCAGACCGCCAAGAAUUCACCAAGAAGCAGAAUAUAUUCGAAGAAACCGGACGCUACAUCGGUCAUCACCAAGACGAACCGACAACCAGUUCAGUAUUUUACAACACCUCUUCCGAUGACGAUGAAUGACUUCGAGAAAUUCCUGAAGGACAACAGUCUGGAUGUGGAAUCUGUAACGUCUCCCAUAACGGACCUGCCCACUGACGACGCUGAAACACAGAAGGCUAAGAGAAUGAAAGCAAUCAAUCGAGAAAUCAACGACGACAAUAAUAUAAAGAUGGAUCCAGAAAAUGUCUUCAAUUAUUUAGAUUAUUUAGAAAGUGGUUUAUUUGAUGACGGCGAUGCAGAAUUGUAUAGGGACAAAAGGCAGACUAGUGUAGAUGAGGAUUUUGAUAACGGAAACGAUAGGUCAAAAGGGACCACAGCAACUGAUGAUUUGUCAAAGAAGGAUUUCGAUAUAACGAUAAUUAAUGUUGACGACAAAAAAGCCGCUCAACAUGACGCGGCCGAUUCGCAAGUGCUCGACAAAGCAGAAUCGACUACGGAACAGAUUAACGCAAAGACGGGAAUGUCGAACUUGAACAAAAUCGAGAAAGCAGCUAAAGAGUUUGACUUUUUUAAGAAACUACACAACAAUCAAAUGUACAAUCGUUUGUUUCCUAAAAACAAUAGAAUCGAGAAUACCGCUGGAGUUCUAGAAGCCACUACUAAAACAAUUAUGGCUUCUGAAGAACUAUUUCAGAAGCUGCCCAUUAAACUGGGCAGUGACCCGAAAAGAGUACGGAUUAGUAGCCACAGCUAUAAAUACGAUAUCAUCUAUCAUCGGCCGAAGAAGAACCAGAAGGGGAAAGGAGAAAUAAGUGCAGUCAAUCCUAUAUCGGAAGUAACCUACUGCACCGAGAUUGAGGAAGACGGACAAAACAGCGAUGACAACAUCUUCCUAAAAGGAGUCGCGUGA
Messenger RNA from Bombyx mandarina (wild silkworm), 4857 nucleotides. RefSeq lists its product as uncharacterized. The record is from RefSeq and is a predicted model, not a curated record. NCBI's taxonomy places the organism in Eukaryota, Metazoa, Arthropoda, Insecta, Lepidoptera, Bombycidae.